Calidris pugnax (ruff) is the source of this 3732-nucleotide messenger RNA. It is a transcript of the gene LEPROT, whose product is annotated as leptin receptor overlapping transcript. Lineage: Eukaryota; Metazoa; Chordata; Aves; Charadriiformes; Scolopacidae. The transcript is spliced from 4 exons. Gene Ontology annotation, cellular component: endosome. Bases 89 to 484 code for a protein of 131 amino acids. Gene Ontology annotation, biological process: late endosome to vacuole transport via multivesicular body sorting pathway; negative regulation of growth hormone receptor signaling pathway. The record is from RefSeq and is a predicted model, not a curated record.
GCGGGGAAAGGGGCGAGGCUAAGCGGCCGGGAGGCGGAAGUCGCGCGCCUGCCGCCACCUCAGCUCGGCUUCCCUCAGAGCUCCCAACAUGGCGGGCGUCAAAGCUCUCGUGGCGCUCUCCUUCAGCGGAGCCAUCGGCCUGACCUUCCUCAUGCUGGGCUGCGCCCUGGAGUACUACGGUGUGUACUGGCCUCUGUUUGUCUUAAUAUUUUACUUCAUCUGCCCCAUUCCCCACUUCAUUGCAAAAAGAGUAAGUGAUGACAGUGAUGCAGCCAGCAGUGCCUGCAGGGAAUUGGCAUAUUUCUUCACAACUGGAAUUGUUGUUUCUGCGUUUGGAUUUCCUAUAAUCCUUGCACGGGUUGAAGCGAUCAAAUGGGGAGCCUGUGGUCUGGUGCUGGCUGGAAAUGCAGUCAUUUUCCUUACUAUUUUAGGCUUUUUUCUUGUGUUUGGUAGAGGAGAUGACUUUAGCUGGGAACAGUGGUAGGACAUCGCUCUGAAGCUGGUAAUGUUUUACAGCAUGUAUCACCAUAUGUAUACUCUGCGUGUGUAUAUGCUUAUAUAUGAUAACAUAUGUGUGUGUGUGUGCCUGCUGAGAUGUGUGUAUGUAUGUGCAUCUGCAUGUGGUUUCACAGUAUCAGAUCAUAACGUGCUUUUUAAAAAUGCAUUUCAGCCAAAGGGAAAAAGCCCUUGUGACAACUGUCUUAAUGUGUUCAUAAAAGCUGGAAUUGCUGUUGCAACUUUGUCCCUAAAUAAGUUUACAAAACAGAAGCUGUUUUACUCAUUUUUUUCACUAUAUAUGCAUUAACUUUUGUUUUAAUCACGGUAGUAUCAUCGAUACAUGUGAUACUGGUCAGCAUGCCUGUUGGGUUUUUUUAACCGUGGAGUCAAAAUAGGCCAAUAUAAAGAUUAUCCAUCUUGGUAUUGUCCUACUUGAUCCAUCUUUCUGCUUUGAUUAGGGGUAAAUGAGUAUUUGUUUUUCACUUUAGUAAUUGCAAUUUUAGUGGUUUUUCUUGAUAACAUAAAAACAAAUGUGGGUUAUGCCAACUCUUUUACUACCUAAUGAAAGAAAAAGAAAAUAACCUUGAUUAAAAAUCCUUCCACUUAUGGUGUUCAUUUAAAAAAUAAUCCCCCCCUGCAAGAUACUCAAGCUCUGUCCCUGUUCAACUUAACAACUGUGGAUAUAUUUUGGGAAUAAUAUACUUUAAUGCCUCUUCAGUGCUUAAAGCUGACAUUACUUCUCUUAUGAAGAAACAAAAGAAGAAACUACACUCAGGACACUUACAAUCCCAGUGUAGUCCACAACUCUGUAUUCUCACAUGUAAAAUGUCUGAAUUGCAAAGAAGUGAGUGUUCUGCUGGGUAGGACUUCUGUCUCCUCAGUUCUCAUUGCUCUUAAAACAUACUUAUUCUAUUACUAUUUUUUUAUCUGUAAGAAGAGAUUGUUAUAUUAAAACACUAUAUUUUUAAAUGGCAUUAUCCUAGUAAAGAUUCACAUGAUCACAAUUAUAAAAGUAAACUUUAUUACUAUUUUGACUUGCUGAAUCCUGCAAAUUGUGGAGACGUAGUUUUUUAAACAGCCCUGACUCUAGAAGACAUCUCGGUAAUCUGCAGAGGGGUGAAGGAGGAGACACCUUAGUUUAUUCUUUCAUAGAAAAAUGAACAUGAAAGAGGUGAAGUAAGAAACUGAAUCCCUGCAUAGGGUAUAUUUUACUGUUGCGAGUUCUUUAGACUAACAGAUUGCAAAUGAGUAUUUUAUCGUUGUACGACUGAGGUGCCAGCUGACUGCUGUCACCCUGUGUAGGAGGUAACAGAGUCCACCCCACAAGAUGUGGCAGCUUCACCACCCCACAAGAUGUGGCAGCGCUUUUUGCCCCCUAAGUUGUGUAAAACUCCUUUUGCUGCUCUCCAAGCUCUCUCAAUACUCGUGUACUGCAAAAGCGGUGUCCUGUGGAUGGCUGUGCAGAGCAAAGGGUCACAAAUUAAUGAAUGUAACAUGAGCGCCCUGAUACUGGGUCUUUUGUUCACGCUCAGUGCCCUAGAAAAAGGGUAGAGAAAUCAUUCUGUGGUCCGAGUAAUGUCCUAUCACUUAAGCAGGAAGGGAGUAUCACGUUUCAGAAAGGUUAAUUACACGUUUUAAAUUUAAACUUUGGAUGUGUGUAAAGUGAAGAGUUCAGUGGUGAGGAAUGCUGAGUAGCUGUAUUUUAUACUGAAGUGGGCCUAGGCUGUCAUUCUUGUCCAAGAAGAAUUAACAUUAAAUGACAGGGUUUUUUUCUGCAUGUUAAUGCUUCCUCAAAGACGUAGCAGGAAUAUGCUUGUAAAGAUGCUGUGCUUAAACAAGUUCUUUUACAGUGUCCCCUUCCUGACUUUAAGUGAAAUCUGUUGGACCCUACUGAUUUGUAAAGGACUACUGUGGAAAUUAUUUGUACUAAUUAUGAGCCAGGUUGUUUAGAGUAAUCAUAGUUUCCAUGUAUAAGUCCUGCUUUGAUUUUUUGAAGACGUUGCUUUUUUUUCUAUACCAUGGCAUUUUUUCAUUCAAAUUGGUGAAGUAAAACAGCAACAAUAAUACAUGAUUUAAGUGCCUGAUCCUGUAAAUGCCUGAAGUUGUUGCUAACAAUUUGAUUUCACUCCUGUGAAAGUACUCAUGUGCUUGCAGGGUUGGGUUCUUGAGUAUUUUUACUCCUUAGGAUUGAUGUACCGAAGGCUGCAAUACAAGUCUGCAAAACUACUCAAAUACUGAUUUAAUUUUAAUUUCAAGACAGUGCAGUGUAAAAAAACAGUUGCGAUUAAUUUUUCUUUAAAUUAGAGACUCAUUAUUUGUAGAAUCUGGUCUAGAUCCAUUGGUUAAUAACGUGCUUGUGGCAGAUUGGGAUAGAGGCAGUAAACUUACGACAAUCUAAACUGAAAAGGAGGACCAGAAAGUACAGUCUGGAAGACAGGUUGCUUCUUUGACAAAUCAUUCUGUUGUGCUCUAUUUCCUUUGAUACUACUGUGGCUGGUGGGUGCCUCAUGAAAGGGCAGGUAAAUGUGGAAUAGAGAAAGUUGAUGCUUUGUUUUGGUUUUCUUCUUUUGAAGUGGCUUCAUGCAUUAAUCCUUAAUGUGAACUUCAUGCAGUUUUCACCAUGGACUUCUAUUUUAAAAUGUUUAACUUUAAAAAUGGUGUAUAACAACGUUUAAAUCAUGGAAAUUUUCUUUGACCUCCUUAAAAGGAAAUUUGCUUGAAAUGAGUCUUCGCUAUCAAACAGUCAGGGUAAAAAAAAUAAAAUUCAGUGCUUUUUUUUAUCAAGAGCUUCACUCAUUCACACAAACCUGGUGCUUUGAUGGCCAGUACUGGGCAUACUGUCACCAUCUACCAGUAGCAAUUUACUGUGGUUUCUCUGAAAUUGUUUUCCUAUAUGGAAGUGAAUACUAUGUAUCCAAAGUGCCUUAGUUUCAAUACUGUGCUGAUUUUGUGAGUGCAUAUACAUGGCAAUAUCACUAUGUUUCAUAAUCAGGUGAAAAUCUGUUACUGCUUUUUUAUAAGGCUUCCUUGUCAACUAAUCAUGUUUUCUGUCACUUGGAAUGCAGUGCAGCUUUUCUAACUUUUGUAAACACUAUUUUUAUUUUCUGUGACUGCCAGGUUCUUGAGGUGAUGAAAUAUUAAUACACGGAAAUUAAAACAUAUUCUACUUUUCUUUUUGAAUUGUCUAAUACAACUGACUUUUUGAAUUGUCUAAUAAACAUAUCUGAUGCUUAA